AGUUUAAUUACUGUCGGCAUCCCAAACAGUCAAUGGGCGUUUCAACAAAUCACACUUUUUAAAACAUAUAUAUAUAUAUAUAUACAUAUAUAGAUUGGAAUUUAUACUACAGUGAAUACGAUGUAGUUACUAAUAGUAUGCCAAUAAAUUGAUAGUAAAAACUACCAGACAAUAGUUAACAGCUAAUAAGCGCAAUUAUCAGUCGGCCAAGAAAACGUAUUGUUAUAAAUUAAACACGAAAAGAACAUUACUGCCACACACACACACACACACUCACACAAGCACUCACACACACACACGCACAAAGUGAGCUGAUAAACGCCGCGAAGCGUGUAAGUUGUUCGGUACGAUGACAGAGCAUCUGCCGUCGGUCAGCAGUAGCCAGCAGAGAGUCGUCGACUACGGCAGCACGACGACGAGAGCGGUUUCAAGAGCAUACCCCUCUCCGGAUCCCGCACAGCGUACAGCCUCGUUUGUGUUCGUCAACGAGUCUCCAUUUUAUGCGAGAAUGUCGCACAAUUCAGUGCAUGGGGAUUCCCAGUCGGAACCGUUGCAGCGAUUGGAAUUCUUUUUGAAUGUGUUAAACCAGAUGUGCAUUGGUUUCAUAACCAUCUAUAUAUCGUAUCUGACACUGCGCACGGGCCUCGCGGGCACCGGACUGCACGCCUGGCUAGUUACCAUUGGUUUCUCCUUCUUCAUGGCCGAGGGUGUUAUGGUCCACUAUGGCGGCAAUGUGCUAACCAACAGUUACAAGCGUUCCACAAAAACAACAAUCCAUUGGAUACUCAUGAUCCUGGGCGGUGGCUGUGGCGCCGCCGGGGCUCUCAUAAAAAUGAUUCAAAAGGGAUUUCUACUCAAGUCCACGCAUGGCAAAUUAGGCUUGACUGCCUUCAUACUCUGCCUCUUGGCCAUGAGUUCCGGUUUGGCUGCUCUCUGUUCGAUGCGGGUUAAAAAACUGAUCACGCCCCUGCUAAACAAAGCAUUCCACAAUUUCCUGGGAGUCGCCUGCUUUGUUGUUGCAUUGGUCACCCAGUAUUACGGAUACCAGACGGGUUAUUUUACGAAACGUGCCGAAGCGGAUCUCCAAGUCUUGAUGAAGUGUUUAACACUCAUCUCAUUGCUCCUUUCCAGCAUUGGUCCACUGAAAUCACUCUACGUUCGAGUGAAAACUAUUUCAAAGCAGCUAUAAAUAAGAUGCUUUCGCUUUAGCUGUAAAUAUGUAUAAAUAAUACAAAUGGAUAAGGUAUUAAGUGAUUGUCUGCUGAGCUCACCUUAUCACUCUACUCGAGUGUUAUAUUUAAUACGCUCCUAAAUAAUUUUAAAUGUUGUGAAAACCCCAAUAAAACAAAACCGCAUUUCGGAAUCCCCCACAUAAA
Drosophila grimshawi is the source of this 1376-nucleotide messenger RNA. Its product is annotated as transmembrane reductase CYB561D2. The transcript has 3 exons. The record is from RefSeq and is a predicted model, not a curated record. NCBI's taxonomy places the organism in Eukaryota, Metazoa, Arthropoda, Insecta, Diptera, Drosophilidae. Gene Ontology annotation, molecular function: transmembrane monodehydroascorbate reductase activity. The coding region runs from base 350 to 1189 and encodes 279 amino acids.